AUGGAGCCCACUUCAAAACUGCUCUCUGCUGAGGAGCAAGAAUCUGGAGGAUUUUCAUUCAAGCACCAGGAUAAACCAGCCAAGAACAAACGACAAAUAUUACCAUGGCUAGGACUGAUACUCAUCCUCAUCGUCACAAACAUUCUAUCCUAUCUUGGUGGAUCUUCACGACACUGGCUCCAGAAGUCAACGGCAGAGCCAGAUAAACCAGCGUAUUAUCUAAAUGAAGAUACAACCUCGAAACCCUUCCACUGGACAACAGACUACAGCUCAGCAGAGAACAAAUCUCACACAGAAGAGCUCUGGGACCAGAUCCAACCGUCUCACGGGUUUAUAGCCAUCGACAGAACCUGGGCAGAACACAGUAAAUGGCCGGAGAGUAUGUAUCUCCCCUCUGAGAAGACCAAGGGGAAAAUACUCCGCAAGACCUUCUGGGAAGCGGUCGAUGGAGAGCCCUACACGCAUCAUGCCCCGGGGGCACAUAUGAAUCACUGCUUUGAUGCGUUGCGGCAGUAUGUCAUUUGCAACGCAGAUACCACACCUUUAUACACGUUUGGCGAUUUCACAGCAGGCGAUGGACAGAUGCACCAGUGUAAAGACUGGUCCCAGGUACGGGAAUACGCAACAAAGAAUACAGCCUGCUACAGGGACAGUGUAGAGCAUAUCCCUCUGGGGGAGCAUUUCGGAUUCUGCGAUGAUGGGGGCGAUGGGGUUAUUGAGUUAGGUUGA
Aspergillus puulaauensis is the source of this 729-nucleotide messenger RNA. RefSeq lists its product as uncharacterized. The record is from RefSeq and is a predicted model, not a curated record. The transcript is spliced from 4 exons. Lineage: Eukaryota; Fungi; Ascomycota; Eurotiomycetes; Eurotiales; Aspergillaceae. Bases 1 to 729 code for a protein of 242 amino acids. Gene Ontology annotation, biological process: mycotoxin biosynthetic process.